Chelmon rostratus (copperband butterflyfish) is the source of this 1212-nucleotide messenger RNA. It is a transcript of the gene lrtm2a, whose product is annotated as leucine-rich repeats and transmembrane domains 2a. The transcript has 6 exons. Gene Ontology annotation, molecular function: protein binding. Gene Ontology annotation, cellular component: plasma membrane. The record is from RefSeq and is a predicted model, not a curated record. Bases 1 to 1212 code for a protein of 403 amino acids. NCBI's taxonomy places the organism in Eukaryota, Metazoa, Chordata, Actinopteri, Chaetodontiformes, Chaetodontidae.
AUGCCCCCCCACAUCCACCCCCCUGGGGGCAUCGACCUGCCCCCGCCCAGCUUGACCACCCGCCACCUGGCCAGACCUGUCUUCCUCUGUGUCCUCUGCCUCCUGGCAGCGCUGCUGCCACCAGCCUCCUCCUGCCCUUCUCCCUGUCUCUGCUACUCAGAUGGCCUGGUGGACUGCGGGGGCCGGGGUCUCUCAUCCCUGCCUCCCCUUCACCUCCUGCCUCCGGGGAGUCGCUCCCUCCUGCUAGCCAACAACAAGCUUGCCUCGCUGGGAGCCUCUGCCUUCGCUAACCUCUCCUCUCUGGAGGAGCUGGACCUCUCGAAUAACUACCUGGAUAAUUUACCGGCUGGAUUAUUUAGAGACAUGUCCAACCUGACAAGACUGACUCUGCACAACAACUCACUAACAGUAAUGGACAGAGAACUUUUCCAGGGUUUGGGAGGUCUUCAGAGUUUGGAUCUGUCCCUGAACGGUCUGUCCUCUGUUCCUCUGGGGCUGCUGGACGAGCUGCAGAGCCUCAGGUGGCUGUCUCUAGCGGGUAACAGGCUUCAUGGUUUGGAGAGGGCAGCAUUUGAGCCGCUUGCCAACCUACAACACCUGGAACUGGGACAAAACCCCUGGGAGUGUGACUGCAACCUCCGCGAUUUCAAACACUGGAUGGAGUGGCUGCUGUACAGAGGGGGGAAGGUGGACGCGGUGGAGUGCACGCUACCGAAGGAUCUGCGUGGGCGAGACAUCCGUGGAGUUCCAGUGGAAAUGUUCAACUACUGCCUCCAACUUGAAGAUGAGAACGGAGGAGGAGGAGGAGGUGAGGGCUCUCGUUCCGGACAAGGAGGCGUUCCUCCCUGCAGCAGGAACGCUCUUAGUCCCAGUGGGGAAACACCAAUUUCUGACAGCAGCAACGCUGGGGAUGACUCCUCUUCAAACACGGGAGGUGGAGGAGGAGGUGGGGGCGGAGAGGCCUCGUCAGAUUGUGUCCGCGCUCGCUACCGACCCGUGAGUGUGCGCCGCGCCAUCGGCACAGUGGUGAUUGCUGGCGUGGUGUGCGGCAUCGUUUGCAUCAUGAUGGUUGCAGCUGCGGCUUACGGCUGCAUCUACGCCUCGCUGAUGGCCAAGUAUCAGAGAGAGCUGAAGAAGAGGCAGCCACUGAUGGGAGACGGAGAGGCAGACGGGGAGGAUAGGGAGGAGAAACAGAUCUCCUCUGUGGCCUAG